AUUAAUAGCUAAAUAUGAAAUUUUUAAUGGGUGAAUAAAAAUAUAAUAAGAGCAAAGCAAAGUUGCAAAGAGUGUUAGACAAUGAAGAAAUCACUGUAUUUGCUACUGGCUUCUGCUGCUCUACUGAGUCAACUCAACGUUACCCUUUCUGUGUGCCAGGGCAGAGAGGAUGAUCAAGUUAAAAACCAUGCAGCGAGGCCACGAAUCUUCGACAUCACCCACACCAUCACCGGCGACCUCCCGGCGUGGGAUUCGGUAGACGGCACCGGCAAAUACAUCUGGCUCGUCUCCAGCAUCAAGAAAGGCAACGCCACAAACAGCUCCAUGUUCAAGCUUUCCACACAUUCUGGCACUCAUGUCGACGCGCCAAGCCAUUUUUAUCAGGAGUAUUACGAUCGAGGGUUUGAUGUCACCAGCCUUGACCUCCAUGUCCUUAAUGGUCCUGCUUUGGUGGUUGAUGUUCCUAGAAACAGCAACAUAACUGCUGAAGUUCUGGAGUCAUUGAACAUUGCUAAUGGAACAAAUCGUGUGCUUUUCAGAACUUUGAACACUGACAGGCGUCUGAUGCAUAAAACGGAGUUUGAUACAAGUUUUGUGGGUUUCAAGGCAGAUGGAGCCGAGUGGAUAGUAAACAACUCAGAAAUCAAACUUGUUGGAACUGAUUAUUUAUCCAUUUCUGCUUAUACCGACGCAAUCCCAACUCAUCUGACCCUUCUAAAAAGCAGGAAAAUCCAUGUAGUGGAAGGAUUAAGCCUGGAUAACGUCCCGGCCGGUGAAUACACACUCCACUGCCUGCCUCUCCGGCUGCACAACGCCGAUGGCUGUCCGUCACGAUGCAUCCUCGUCGAUGAUAUUCGGGGCUGCAGUGUGUAAAAUGUAGAAGAAGAUGAGGGUAAUGAUGGAAGAGUGAGAGAGAUAUUCUACUCAAUAAAUAAAUAUUAAUGAAUAAAAUAUAUAUAUUUUUAUUAAAAAUGCAUAAAAUUAGAUAAUUUACAGUGGCC
Molecule: messenger RNA, 1001 nt
Organism: Carica papaya (papaya)
Lineage: Eukaryota; Viridiplantae; Streptophyta; Magnoliopsida; Brassicales; Caricaceae
Product: cyclase-like protein 2
Molecular function (GO): arylformamidase activity
Source: RefSeq, a predicted model, not a curated record